Molecule: messenger RNA, 1407 nt
Organism: Erpetoichthys calabaricus (reedfish)
Lineage: Eukaryota; Metazoa; Chordata; Cladistia; Polypteriformes; Polypteridae
Product: ciliogenesis and planar polarity effector 1-like
Exons: 3
Coding region: 1-1407 (468 amino acids)
Biological process (GO): cilium assembly
Cellular component (GO): ciliary transition zone
Source: RefSeq, a predicted model, not a curated record
AUGUCAUUUCUCAUUCAAGACCUUCUAAAGGUGAGAAUUAAACAGCUGAAAAGGAUUGCCAGAAACAUUGGGCCUGUAGAGUUUCAUAUCUGGGAACGUGCCCUGGAAACUAUGGGUCAAAAGCACACUCAUCUUUAUCAUGAGGUUCACAAAAAGAGCCCGCAGCUGGGUGAUGACAGAGCUCGGGUGUGUGCUAAAGGAGAUUCUGCAGACACCCUUUCGGAUCAUCUUCUGGCAAUACACAGAAGAGAUACAUCUAAAUGUAAUAGGAGGCAGUGCAUCUCAUCAGAAACUGGGACAUUACCCUCUACAAAGGAAAAAGGCGAUGAGAGGCAGUCUGGUUGCAAAAAAGAAAUCACAAGUGACAGCACCUUAACUUUGCCUCUAGUGGGAUCCUGGGAAUUUGAAUGCGAUGAUGAUGAAUAUAUUAAGUUCUUAGAACUCUUCUUGACAUAUAUGCUGGAGAAAGACUUAAUAAAUAAUGAGGAUGCUUGUGUUCCCUAUCUCACCACCUUCUCAAAGCAGCUCCAAAACCUGGAGCUGAACUCCUUCCCGUUCAAUGGGCACACACCAGGAAAAAGACAUCACAGCCAUAAAAAAAAUGCUGAUAAUGUUUGUAUAUUUGGCAGAAAUUCUUAUGAAUUCAAUGAGAUGUCUUAUACUUUCCAGAAAGAAGGACCUUCUCCUAAUAUGGCCUGGAGUGCUCGGUCAAGCUUGACAACCCCAGGUUCUAGUGAAGAUCACACAGAUAUAAUUGUAGAUGGAGUAUGUCAUUCUUCAGAAGCCAACAAAAGCAAAGAGAUAGGUUUGUUUGGCCUCAGGCAGAAUGGUAUGUCAACACCUUGUUUCACCAAAGAUACCCAACAGAUACCAGUUAGACAAAUGUCUCUCUCAGUUAUCAGCCAAAGCCCCUGUGCUCCCGGAUUCUCCACCCCAACAACGGCAAAGUCUGAAAUGAUUAUUUGCCAUGCCGCACUGCCAAAAGAUAUUGGCCCUGCUCUCAGUGAACUGACUCCAGAGUUACAAGCACAAUUCAAAUUGAUCAGGAGGCUUCUAGAGUGGGUGAUUCGCUGGGCAAAUCGCAGGCUGCUUUGUGAGCCCACCAAUGGAGGAGGACAGCAUGGAUACAGCACUGUGAUCAGAGUCAAGAGCUCUGCGCCAGCCAUUCUUAGUGCUUUGUGGCUGCUGGAAAAGAGAUAUUCACCGACAAAUCUGGUGGACAAACAUGCGCACUUGGAGGUGCCUCAAAGUGAUGAUGUCGUAACUCAAGUAUUGUACUCAAAGCCCAGAAUAAAUAUAAAAAAAGAAAGAACUGCAGACUCUGGGAUUCAUGGAUCAACUAAAACUCCUAUCACCCUUUUCGAUAAGGAAGACUGUGAGGUUCAUGGUCCAGAAGGUUGUGUGUAA